AUGACUUCGAGCAAUCCCGAUCAGCGCCUGGAGCAUCUCCUUAGCGCAGUGGAGAGCGAGUUUCAGAAAGGCAGCGAGAAAGGGGAUGCCUCCGAGCGGGAUAUUAAACUAACGCUAGAGGAUGCGGAGUUAUGGAACAAAUUUAAAGAGUUAACAAAUGAAAUGAUCGUCACGAAGACGGGGAGACGGAUGUUCCCCGUGCUUAGAGCAAGUGUUACCGGCCUGGACCCAAACGCCAUGUAUUCUGUUCUCCUGGACUUUGUGGCGGCAGACAACAACCGUUGGAAGUACGUGAACGGCGAGUGGGUUCCGGGGGGCAAGCCGGAACCCCAGAGCCCGAGCUGCGUCUACAUCCACCCGGACUCGCCAAAUUUCGGCGCUCAUUGGAUGAAAGCGCCCGUCUCCUUUAGCAAAGUCAAACUUUCUAACAAACUUAAUGGUGGAGGACAGAUUAUGUUGAACUCCUUGCACAAGUAUGAGCCCAGGAUACACAUUGUGAAAGUUGGUGGCAUUCAGAAGAUGAUCAGCAGCCAGUCUUUCCCAGAGACUCAGUUCAUAGCAGUCACUGCCUACCAAAAUGAGGAAAUCACAGCCCUGAAAAUUAAACACAACCCCUUUGCUAAAGCUUUCCUGGAUGCUAAAGAGAGGAGUGACCACAAGGAAGCUCAAGAUCACAGCAGUGACAAUCAGCAGUCUGCAUACUCACAACUCGGCGGCUGGUUCCUGCCCAACAACGGCCCCAUCUGCCCCAGCAGCAGCCCUCCACAGUUUAGUGGCACCCCGGCACACUCUUCCAGCCCGUACUGCGAGCGCUAUUCUGGGCUACGGGGUCACCGGGCGUCCCCUUACCCCAGCCACUACCCUCAUCGGAGCACUAACACCAACAACUACAUGGAUAAUUCUUCAGGAACUAUUCCUACCCAUGACAGCUGGUCAGCCCUUCAAAUCCCCAACUCUAGUGGAAUGGGCACCCUUGCUCACACUACUAACUCCACCUCUAAUACCAGCCAGUACCCCAGCCUGUGGUCUGUUGCCGGGACGACUCUCACCCCCUCCGGAUCAACUUCAGGUUCAAUCGCUGGGGGUCUAACCUCCCAGUUUCUGCGUGGCUCCUCAGUCUCCUACUCAGGUCUGACCUCCUCUCUGCCCGUCUCUUCUCCCUCGUCCAUGUACGACCCAGGUCUAGGCGAGGUGGGAGUGGGCGAUGCCCAGUUCGAGAGCUCCAUUGCUAGGCUUACAGCUUCCUGGGCACCUGUGGCACAGAGCUAUUGA
Electrophorus electricus (electric eel) is the source of this 1272-nucleotide messenger RNA. RefSeq names its product T-box transcription factor Ta (gene tbxta). Gene Ontology annotation, cellular component: chromatin; nucleus. The record is from RefSeq and is a predicted model, not a curated record. NCBI's taxonomy places the organism in Eukaryota, Metazoa, Chordata, Actinopteri, Gymnotiformes, Gymnotidae. Gene Ontology annotation, biological process: mesoderm formation; regulation of transcription by RNA polymerase II; cell fate specification. Gene Ontology annotation, molecular function: RNA polymerase II cis-regulatory region sequence-specific DNA binding; DNA-binding transcription factor activity, RNA polymerase II-specific.